AUGCCCUAACCAUUAAUGUUUUCCCCCUUUCAGGCGGAUGCAGCAUUGAGAGUGUCCGGCCAAGAGCGUUUGGCUCCAGAUCGGCCUUUACCCGGCCAGGAGAAGACCUCCCUCUCUCUCCCUCCAUACCUGGGUCCAGCUCACCCGUUCAGCAUGACCCCCAGUGCUCUCAUUCAAGACCCUCGUCUUCAAGCUCACCUGUCCAGGCAGGUUCCUAACAUGCUGCUAGCAGGAGCUCCGCAGGAGGAGUAUCUUCGCGAUGGCUUUCGCCCGUACGCCUCUGCUGAAGAGUUGCGCCUGCCUUUGCUCCCUCUAGGGCUCAGCUCAGGAACCGCAGCCGACACUCUCGCGUACUUUCACUCAGGAUAUUUGCCCCAUCCCUCGCUUGCUUCAUACAGGAUGGAGGACUACUACAGUCUGCCGGCCCUGCGCUCGCAUUACUACACGCUUCCAGAGGGGGGAGCCCUGCCGAGCCUACACCCGUCUGCUGUCCACCUGCCCAUGCAGGGCGUCUUUUACCCUCCUGACAUCACACACCAGUCGCUGUCAGCGCUGCACUCUGAGAGGCUGCAGAUGGAAGAGGAACUUCGCCAGCAGGAGAGGGAAAGAGAACGAGAGAAAGAGAGAGCGCGUGAAAUCGAACGAGAAAGGCAUUGGGAACAGGAGGUGCGGAGAGAGAAGGACAGAGAACGAGAGAAGGAAAGAGAGGUGGAGAUUAAGAAAGAGCGAGGGAGAGAGAUCCAGGCGGUCAAGGCCAUGGAGAAACGCCACCUGAGCCACGAGCCGCUGGCGAACCAACACUUGAUCUCUCAUCCGUACGCACACCGGCAGCACAUGAAGGAAAGAGCCAAGCUCGAGGACAGACUCGCUGCUAACAGAACGGACAAAACCAAAGAAGCGUCGCUGCUCAUGCCCCAGUCUGGCCCGUACUCAUCCUCAGGAGGUCCUUCUUCCCUCUCCACCUCAGGCCUCGGCCUCUCCUCAAGCCUCCAGUUUGGGAAAAGCCACAGGCCCAUGGGGACUCCCAUGAUGCUCCAGCGGCAGGAGGAGGACGACCGAUGGCUUGCCAGACAGAGAGCAGCACUGAAGGUGGAGAAAGCGGAGUUUCACCAGCAGGAGAAGCACCAGGAUAGUGGUCGGACCGCAGAACCAGUGGAACCACAGAGAGAGACACACAGGUACAGCUCGCACCGUAAUGAUGUGGGUGUCAGAGACAUAUCUCAACCCUUGGGGGCGCCACCUCCUCUCAUCACCCCUAAAGCUGUUCCUCGGGACCAUCACCCCUCCUCAUCCACUCCCAGCAGUCUCUGGAACCCCGUCUCCCUCCUCAACUCGCCCUCAGACCGGCCUCUGUCCCACAUCCAUCCUUUCUCAGGCCACACCAGACCGAAAGCUCUGGAAGAGGAUGUCAGGCCCUCUUCCAUGCCGGGGAACAGCCUCCCGGAGUCUGGGAAAUACCUGGCGGAUCUGGAGAAAUCCCCGCGGAUCUUCCUGAACCAGCAGAGGGUCUUCAGCCAGUCUGGGGCUCCGGCUCCGGCUCCGGAGAGGACGGACCCCAUGAUGGUGUUUGAUCAGGCUCUGCAGGAGCACAGGAGGCUCCUCAGCAAACUAGACCUGGAGGAGAAGAAACGCAGGGAAGCCAGAGAGAAAGGUUAUUACUAUGAAUUUGACGACUCUUAUGAUGAGAGCGAUGAGGAGGAAGUGCGAGCUCAUCUGAGAAGAGUCGCUCAGCAGCCUCCUCUCAAACUAGAUGCAUCUACAGAGAAGACACAGUUCCUGGGUUUGUUUGGGCUGACGACUCUCUCUAAGCGAGAUGAGCUCCUGGAGAUGAAGAGGAGGAAGAGGAGGAGGAUGAUGCAGGAGAGAAUGCCUUCACCCUCAGCGGUGCAGAGUAAACGAAAGACUCCCUCUCCUCCCCUCACCACACGCUUCACCCCGGAGGAGAUGGACCGCACCGCUGAACUCGACGACAAGAAACACUUCCUCGGCAUGUUCCACCUGAACCAUGUCAGUCUGGACGAGAGAAGAAAGAAUAAGAAGAUUGAGGACUUGCUGGAAGCCAUCAAACAGAAAACUGUAACUUUGAACACCCUCAGAUACGCCUCAGACGCACCCUUUUCUAGCCCGUCUGCUUCGAUGUCUGCCGUCUCGCAUCUCAAUCAGUCCGUCAGUAAUGUUCACCCUGAACCCCUAAAUCACUCACCCGAAUACCCUCCGCCUCAAGACCCCCCGCCACUGGCUCCUCUCCAGGCUCCAGGCCAGCCCAAGAUGACCUCCCCGGGCAGAAGAGGCCCGAGCCUGCAGGCCAGCGCUCGACAGACCCUCCGGCCGAAGGAACAGCCUCCUGCACUCAACGGAGUAAAACUCCAGGACUGGGAGCGAAGAAACUCAGAGGACUUUGCACAGCACUUCCAUCAGUCUGUGCUGCAGACUACUCAAAUAUCCCAGCAGAAACAGAAAGGUGAACUCUCUAUUGGAGCGAACGAGCAGUUUGACCCCCAUGCACAUCCACCUCCAGGCCUCCAGAGGGCGCUCAACAAACUCCCUAAUGGACAGACCAAUGGCCACUCCUGCCAUUUAUCAGCCCUCCACAACUCCCCAGGGGUGAGGAAUGACCUUUCAGCUGGCGAGGGCAUCAGUUCAGAUGAAGACGAGGAAGAGGAGUCCUUCAGUCCUAGGUGGAAAGGGAUUGAAUCUAUAUUUGAGGCGUACAAGGAGUACAUGGAGGAGAGAAGUAUAGAGCAGCAGGUUCUCCAGAGCGAGUGUAGACGCCUAGAGACGCAGCAUUACAACCUCAGUCUGACCGCCGAACAGCUUUCUCAUAGCAUGAGGGAGCUGUUGGCACAGAAGCACAAUCUGGCGCUGAAGAGAGAGCGCAUGCAGGCCGAACUUGAGCACUUCAAGAAAUGCUUGGGAUUGCCGCUGCUACACUGGCACAGAGGAUACUACAAGAGGCCUUCGCCGAGGUGACCUUGCUUCCUCGCAUUUAUGAUGGACGUGCUGAGGAAGAGUGGCUGAUCGGUGUAAUGGCUGAGAACUUAAAUUACUAAACGUGUGAUUUCAGCUUUGGCACGAGAAGAUGUCAUUGUUUUGGUGCCAAUGUCUGACGCCUCACUGUGACUCACUGCACUACAAGUCCAACCAAUAUAUACAGGAUCCAAUCUCUGAACAAAACAGGCAUUCAGCAUAUCCAUUACUUGACGGAUUAAUCUGAUGGGACGUUUGAAAGACCAAUGCCAAGAGG
This is a messenger RNA of Rhinichthys klamathensis goyatoka, 3244 nucleotides long. It is a transcript of the gene gse1a, whose product is annotated as Gse1 coiled-coil protein a. The transcript has 13 exons. The coding region runs from base 16 to 2970 and encodes 984 amino acids. The record is from RefSeq and is a predicted model, not a curated record. Lineage: Eukaryota; Metazoa; Chordata; Actinopteri; Cypriniformes; Leuciscidae.